Macaca mulatta (Rhesus monkey) is the source of this 2431-nucleotide messenger RNA. Lineage: Eukaryota; Metazoa; Chordata; Mammalia; Primates; Cercopithecidae. The record is from RefSeq and is a predicted model, not a curated record.
UGAAGAUCCGCAGGAGAAGGGUAAAAGGAGUUUCUGGGAGAAAGAAAGCGUUGAGAGAGUACGCAGGGUCAUCACCAGGCACCAACGAGGAUAAGGGGUCAAGCUCUGGACAUGGAAGUCACGAGCCUGGCACCGGAUUCGGGGGACGGCCGGGAGCCAGGGCGGAGCUCGUCGCUGCCAAGCUCAGAGUCAGCCCAUCCCCCGCCACCCAGAGCACGUCGGCGCUAGGACCUGGCGACUGCCUUCGACCCAGAGGGCGCCCGUCGAGGCACGCAUGCGCGCUGUUCCGGCAGGCGUUGUCGUGGCGCAGGGGGCGGGACCAGAGGCGGUCACGUGAGGGGCCCUGGGCUACGGGGUCACGUGACCGAGGCACCGAUCAGCUGAUGCCGGAGGGUUUGAAGCCGCGCCGCGAGGGAGCGAGGUCGCAGUGACAGCGGCGGGCGAUCGGACCCAGGCUGCCCCGCGGUACCCGCCUGCGUCGUGCGCACCCGCCCCAGCAUGACAGACCCGGCGGGUCCGCGCGGCUCAGAGACCGAGCGGCUUCUGACCCCCAACCCCGGGUAUGGGACCCAGGUGGGGCCUUCGCCGGCCCCUCCGACACCCCCAGAAGAGGAAGACCUUCGCCGUCGUCUCAAAUACUUUUUCAUGAGUCCCUGCGACAAGUUUCGAGCCAAGGGCCGCAAGCCCUGCAAGCUGAUGCUGCAGGUGGUCAAGAUCCUGGUGGUCACGGUGCAGCUCAUCCUGUUUGGGCUCAGUAAUCAGCUGGCUGUGACAUUCCGGGAAGAGAACACCAUUGCCUUCCGACACCUCUUCCUGCUGGGCUACUCGGACGGGGCGGAUGACACCUUCGCAGCCUACACGCAGGAGCAGCUGUACCAGGCCAUCUUCCAUGCUGUGGACCAGUACCUGGCGUUGCCUGACGUGUCACUGGGCCGGUAUGCGUAUGUCCAUGGCGGGGGUGACCCUUGGACCAAUGGCUCAGGGCUUGCUCUCUGCCAGCGGUACUACCACCGAGGCCAUGUGGACCCGGCCAACGACACAUUUGACAUUGAUCCAAUGGUGGUUACUGCUGCAGAGUCAGCACGUGGCAGGGGCGCUGGCACUUGGGGCCGGAAAGGACCUGAAGACGCCCUUGCCCCUCACCCGAGCCUCCUGCCUAGGCUGGUCAAUGUCACCAUCCACUUCCGACUGAAGACCAUUAACCUCCAGAGCCUCAUCAAUAACGAGAUCCCGGACUGCUAUACCUUCAGCGUCCUGAUCACGUUUGACAACAAAGCACACAGUGGGCGGAUCCCCAUCAGCCUGGAGACCCAGGCCCACAUCCAGGAGUGUAAGCACCCCAGUGUCUUCCGGCACGGAGACAACAGCUUCCGGCUCCUGUUUGACGUGGUGGUCAUCCUCACUUGCUCCCUGUCCUUCCUCCUCUGCGCCCGCUCGCUCCUUCGAGGCUUCCUGCUGCAGAACGAGUUUGUGGGGUUCAUGUGGCGGCAGCGGAGACGGGUCAUCAGCCUGUGGGAGCGGCUGGAAUUUGUCAAUGGCUGGUACAUCCUGCUGGUCACCAGCGAUGUGCUCACCAUCUCGGGCACCAUCAUGAAGAUUGGCAUCGAGGCCAAGAACUUGGCGAGCUACGACGUCUGCAGCAUCCUCCUGGGCACCUCGACGCUGCUGGUGUGGGUGGGCGUGAUCCGUUACCUGACCUUCUUCCACAACUACAACAUCCUCAUUGCCACACUGCGGGUGGCCCUGCCCAGCGUCAUGCGCUUCUGCUGCUGCGUCGCCGUCAUCUACCUGGGCUACUGCUUCUGUGGCUGGAUCGUGCUGGGACCCUAUCAUGUGAAGUUCCGCUCGCUCUCCAUGGUGUCCGAGUGCCUGUUCUCACUCAUCAACGGGGAUGACAUGUUCGUGACGUUCGCCGCCAUGCAGGCUCAGCAGGGCCGCAGCAGCCUGGUGUGGCUCUUCUCCCAGCUCUACCUGUACUCCUUCAUCAGCCUCUUCAUCUACAUGGUGCUCAGCCUCUUCAUUGCGCUCAUCACCGGUGCCUACGACACCAUCAAGCAUCCUGGCGGCGCAGGCGCAGAGGAGAGCGAGCUGCAGGCCUACAUCGCACAGUGCCAGGACAGUCCCACCUCUGGCAAGUUCCGCCGCGGGAGCGGCUCAGCCUGCAGCCUUCUCUGCUGCUGCGGAAGGGACCCCUCGGAGGAGCAUUCGCUGCUGGUGAAUUGAUUCGACCUGACUGCCAUUGGACCAUAGGCCUUGGACUGCGGAGACCCCCGUCCCCCACCCCGCUUAUUUAUUUUUAGGGUUUGCUUUUAAGGAUCGGCUCCCUGUCGCGCCCGAGGAGGGCCUGGACCUUUCGUGUCGGACCUUUGGGGGCGGGGAGACAGGGUGGGGAGGGUGUUGAAUAAAAGGGAAAAUAAAUGUGUCGUUCUCA